This is a messenger RNA of Frankliniella occidentalis (western flower thrips), 2799 nucleotides long. RefSeq names its product mucin-5AC-like. The coding region runs from base 439 to 2667 and encodes 742 amino acids. The record is from RefSeq and is a predicted model, not a curated record. The transcript is spliced from 8 exons. Lineage: Eukaryota; Metazoa; Arthropoda; Insecta; Thysanoptera; Thripidae.
CGGCCGGCGGGGCCCGGCCGGGCCGGCGUGGGCAUGCAGAGCAGCUCUGGAGCAGCCCGCCAGCCCGCCGGGCCGGCUAAAAGGGUAGAAAUAAUCAGUAUUGUGUGCGCGCCUUGUGGGGCAAGUGCGAGCCGUCCGUCCCGGGCCGAGCCGAGCCGAGCCGCUGGAGAAAGAGAAGGGCGGCCUUCUUGUUGACCCCGCGACCCCGUGCGGCCGCCGGACAGACAUACUGCUGAAUGGGAUGUGUUUGGAGCGACUAUUCCCACCAUUUUGGCGGCUGUUCAAUAAUGAGUGACGAGUGAUCGAGCGCCGUGUGUUUGAGAGGGACAGUGAGCGCCGUGUGUUUGAGAGGGAGAAAGAGCGAGUGAGGGAGACGGAGAUAUAGGACCGGUGGUGAAAAACUAGCACCGCAAGCUGCUGCCCUCCACCACGAGCACUAUGCUGCUGCCGCUGCUGCUGCUCGUCGUCGUGGCGCCAGCCAGGCCAUCCUCGAUCCCCGCCGAGAAGUGCCCCCAGGUGCAGGUGGCCAACGGUAACGUGCGGCCCUUCGGUGGCGCGCCCCGGCGGGAGGAGACCUGCUACCGCCUGUUCGCCGAGAGGACGCAGGUGUGCGUCGACGAGCAGCGCUACAGCGACGCGCAGUCCGCCUGCGUGAAGCCGCCGCGAUGCCCAAACGUCGGCAAGAAAAAGCUCGGCAGGAGGAACAACAACAAGAAGGGCGCGAGCGUGGCGCGCUUCUGGUGCGGGCCGGGCUACCGGCUGCACGGGCACCAGGUGAACGUGUGCAACGGCCGGCGCUGGAACGGCACCACCCCGACGUGCAGAAGUGCGUGGGAGGGCCCGGGCGACCCUCCGCGGAGCUGUAACUUAACGCAAGUUCCGGCGGCUCCGAGCGACACGAUCUGCGGCUGGACGCCCCACGGCUUCAAUGGCCUGCCGACCGCCGAGCCCACCACCGACAGCGACACGGACCCCGCCGUCACCACGCCCUACACCGAGCUCCCCGACGCGGCCACCACCGCGGAGCAUCCUGCAGAGCAAGACGCAGACGCCGCCACCGCAGCUCCACCGCCCGGGGUGACGCAGGGGGGCACCCGCGCCGCCACGGACAGCAGGGCGUCGACCACCGCUCGGGGCGUCAACACCACGCUCAGUGCGGGCGCUGCAGUGGCGGGGGAGGCCGCGCUCACCACCGCGCUCCCCAGCGCUGCUGCAGGCGCCGCGCACACCGCCACCGCGGCCACCGCCGCCGCAACCAGCAGCAGUGCCACCGCGACUACCCGCACCGCAGCGGCCACCGCCGGUUCAACAAGAGCCGUGGUUACCGUGACGUCUCCCCGCACCACCACCGCGCCACCCCAGCGCCCCGUCACCAUCACCACCAACACCACCACCACCACGGCGGUGACGCAGAGAACGACCCUGGCGCCCGCGGCAACCCCGUCACAAGCACCGUCGCAGACUCCGUCACGAGCACCAACGACGACGACGACGACGACGACGACCUCCACAACAAGGCCGACGCUGGCGACGACUGGAGUCACAGCAGCUUCGUCGACGAUCCGAUCUGGUGGCCCGUCCUCCAGGCCUCCCGUGGGCCCCGGGGACGUCACUCGCGUGCCGCCGGCCACGUCAUCGGCCUCGACCCUCAGGUCAACAGCCCGUCCUACACCAGGGUGGGUGGUGGUCACCACCAGGAGACCGUCCUGGAUUCGGCCGACGACAACGCGGAGGCCGGGACUCACCACUCCAGCCGCCAACGGGACCAGCACAGAGAUCGCCUCCUGGACCGUCUUGCCGAGGAAGCCCGCGACGCCGCUGACCACGGCUAGGGUCACCAGAGUGACAACCAAAGCCCCGUCGACCGCCAAAGAUGCGACAUCGGCGGCGGUUGCGACAGCGAGAACGACGAGAGCGACAACAAGAACGAGAACAACAACAACUACAACUACGACGACGACGCAUCCAAUCACCCAAACGACCUGGCCACCACCAAGGGCGUCCAGCUCCCGGAAAAGUGUCACCACGGAGACGACAACGACGAAGCGUCCUGCCGUGGUCGUGGAAGAGGAUCCUAUUCGAAAACACCCUGACGUCAGUGGCGCGACGCAGCCUCCGCCGACCAGGUCGACGCCUCUCCGCGCGAGUAGCUCACACGGCCGCAGCCUGUCGCUAGCCGGCGUGCUCGGGGUGUGCAUCGGCGGGGUACUACUGCUCGCGCUCCUGUCCGCGGCCGUGCUGGCCGUCAUGCGGGGCCGCAGGAACAAGCCGACGCUUGGCGGCGUGGACUCGGCCCACGACGCACUGACGGCCGCCGACGACCUGGGCCUGCACUUCAUCGACCUCAACCCGUGCACCACCACCACCACGACGAGCAGGCGAGGCGGGCCGGGCGGCGGCGGCGGGCAGGUCCACGACUGGGACGGUUGCCGGGCGCCGCAGACCACGGUGCCCUUCACCAUGGCGGGCAGCGCCUCGGCCGCCGUGUUCCGGGCGGCCGACAACUCGGUCAACCUCGGCAGGAACGGACACACCGGCGGAGAAGGUACCUGGGGCCGGAGGGCUCUCGGCAAGAAGGACAGGCGGAGGAACGAUCCGGACAUGGCGUCCCUGCUCUGCGAUGAGACCCUUAACUUCACGGAGCGUCACCCUGACGACGGGCUGUAGGCUUCAGCUGUCACAUUCGCUCAAAGUCGACUCCUUGAACAGGAUGUCUCGUCUCAUGACCAUUUUCUUGCAUCAAGAAAAGUUACUCUUUGUAAGUGUUCGAUAAUAAACUUAUUCUUAGGUUAGCGAAAA